UAUAUUUCCGGGUCUGCUUCAGGAAUGUAAACUAUUCAACAUGGAGACAGUUGAUAAGCUGGAGGCGAUGUUCCAGAAAGCAGAAGCUGAUAUAGAAUAUGUGGAAAAGCGGCUGAAAUUUGACUUCAUGGCCAAUGCUCGAGAAGCGGGCACGUUUGAGGGAAACCCUGUUCAGUUGCUGGAGAACCUGUCGGCUAUCAAAGCACGGCAUGCGGCCCUGUGCACGCAGGUGGAGGAGAUUACGGCCGAACAGAAACGAUCAAUGGAUUCAAUACGAGCUCACCUGGACACCACUGUGCAGCUGGUUCAACAGCUGCAGAACACAGCAGAUGUGCAGGUUCCACCGCUGACAAAAGAAGAACAAGAAGCGAGAGAUUUUCUCUGCUCAUCCAUUGCCGCAUUAAAUGUAGAGGAUGUGCCUGCAGGAGAACCUCAAACUCAAGCACAGUCUGAAUCACAGAACGUGUGUGACGAGGUUUCUGAGGGGACUUUUGAGACUGUCCCACGGAGUGUUCGUGGUAACUUGAAGCUGAAUGACCUCAACAUGCUCUAUAAGCAGUUAUCUGAGUACUUCUCAGAUAAGGACAGGGGGCCAAUAAGCACUCAGAGGAUGAAGAAGCUGAACAUGAAAGUCAGUGAUUCUGCAUUGAAGACCUUACAGCAUCUCAAAAUCAUUGAACUGGAUAAAAAAGGACUUGUGUCAUUGCUGGCAAAAGACAGGGAAAAAACAGGAACAAAAUAGACAUCAAAACAUAUAAAUCAUCCAGUUCCUUCCACCUCUGUGCUGAAGUAUAUCCCUUCUUGCACUUUGAUUGGAUCAACAGUUUAGAACGGGAAUAACGGCGACUUGAAAACACUUCAUAAACAUUGCAUCCAUAAAGUUAAAGUAUAUCCAUUAAUCAGAAUUGCAUACAUUUAAAAGAAAAUAAUUUUAAGCACUAAACUUAUUUUUGGCUGUUAUUUACGGCCUACAUAAUGGUAUGGAACCAUUAUUAAAUUAGAUCAUGACCUGCUGUGGCAUCAUUAGGUUUGUAUAAGAAAGAAACUGUUCGGCAUAAGAGUUUAUAUUUUUUGUAAAGUGAAACCGGUGUUUAUGAAAUUUCAGAUCUUAGUGAAGCAGGGGAGACUAUUUGAAUGGUAAGAUUUUUAGAUGGGUUACUGUUAUAAAUAUUUUGAGUAUGCAAUAAAAUCUCUUUUUUU
Molecule: messenger RNA, 1200 nt
Organism: Carassius carassius (crucian carp)
Lineage: Eukaryota; Metazoa; Chordata; Actinopteri; Cypriniformes; Cyprinidae
Product: spindle and kinetochore-associated protein 2
Exons: 7
Coding region: 41-742 (233 amino acids)
Biological process (GO): cell division; mitotic cell cycle; chromosome segregation
Cellular component (GO): outer kinetochore; spindle microtubule
Molecular function (GO): microtubule binding
Source: RefSeq, a predicted model, not a curated record